Tremella mesenterica DSM 1558 is the source of this 2817-nucleotide messenger RNA. RefSeq lists its product as uncharacterized. The transcript is spliced from 4 exons. The coding region runs from base 1 to 2817 and encodes 938 amino acids. NCBI's taxonomy places the organism in Eukaryota, Fungi, Basidiomycota, Tremellomycetes, Tremellales, Tremellaceae. The record is from RefSeq and is a predicted model, not a curated record.
AUGGCCACAUACAUAAUCAUGUCUUACUUACCCACACCGGACGCUGCUCAUGUAUUGAAAGGGGAGAGGGUGUAUUUCGCACAAGGUCAUUUCGAUGAUGAUAUUGGUGAUGUUUUGAGAGGUUUAGUCAAGCGACUCGGCGCGAUCCAUGUCACUUCGAUAAAACAAAGUACCAUCUUCAUUCAUAAUCCACUCCUUCCCAUACUUUCAUCCGACUCUACCAACAUUCCUUCUUCCCCUGUACCUGAAAUCAGACCAUAUCAUUGGUUAUCAUUAUGUUUGAACGCACUUACAAGAGUCACGCAACCUACUCAUUUACCUUUUUUCGUUCAUCCUGGUUCUUCCUCAUCUUCAACUCUUCCUACUCCUUCAUCAAAUUCACGUUUACCUGAACCUACCACUCAACAUGAACUCGAAGUCAAACCGAUUGUACAUCAUGACGACAUAGAAAACAAGGUCGAAACCACUGUACAACAUGUAGACUCGAAAGUCAAAGUUGAGAAAAGUACUUUGAGUAACGAAAAGAAAAGAAAGAAAAAUACUCCUUUGAAAGUAUGGGUAUCUGUCAAUUUAGCUCGUAUGGUCAACGAGAUGCACGGUCUUGAAGCUCAAGCCACAGUGAGAAAAUUAUUAGAAUAUGGAGGUGCACUAAGUGUUGAUAAAAGAUCAUCGGCGGACGUUCUGGUAGUUGAUCGUGAUAGUAAUUUCUUUAGGACGCAGAUUAUGCCGGAAAGAGAAAGGAAUGGUAGGUUUUGGCAGAAAGUAGUAGAGAGAGAUUGGGUAGAAGCUUGUGUUAAAGAUGGUAAAUUGGAUUGGAAGGAUGAUCAGAGUAUCGAUGAAGUUGUGGAAACAGUGGAAGAGAAAGGAAUGAACUUAGAUGGAGAUGGGAGCGAAAGAAGUGGAAUAAGAUCGAAUGGAAAUGGAAACAACAGAAAUGUUGAUGAAGAUGGGGUAAACGGUGAAAAUGGGAUAAAAGGUGUGAAUGACGGGGAAAGAGCUGGAGGAAAGAGGGAUGGUGAAGAGGAUGGAAGAAGAAGAGAUGAUCAAGGUAGCGAUCAGGAUGAAGUGGACAGUAUGAUAGCGGAGGAUGAAAUCGUUAGUAGAGGUCCAGGAAGACCUACGGGAAAACCUAGAGUGGAUUAUACACCAGAGGAUGACGAUUUUCUUUGUCGAUACCUCGCUGCUUAUCAUCCUGGGGGUUCAUGGCAGAGUAGGAAAACUUAUUCUAAUCUGGUGGGUGAUGUCUCACUUAUCAUGUGUUCUGUUUUCUUCUCAACUCUUACAUUACAUCUUCACUUGUUUUCUCUUUCCGGACGGAUAGGAGUAGAGGCUUGGGGUUUGACCUUCGAGGCGGGUAUCCCAGAUAUCUCGAUGGAACAUCAAUUCCCUAUCAUCGGUAGACAUUCCGAUCAAUCAUGGCAUGAAAGGUUCAAAAGGAAUCAAGUUGUGUUCACGAGACGUAUCGAGCGUUUCAGAGCCGCUAGGAUUGAUCGCGACACUUUAAAGACUAAAGCUGAGCAGGAAAAAGAGAUGGAGAAAGAGAGAACCAGAGAGCAGGAAAAGAUCAAGCAGAGGGAGAAAGAGAUUGAAGGAAGAAAUGAGAUUAUGGGGACGAACGAAAAUGUUGUCGUUUCGAUCAAAGAGACAACCUCGACAAACCCAUCUGUUCUUGCUGCUGCGACUGGGAGUAGCGGUGAUAUCGAUACUGCUCCUCUUCCUCCCGUCGCGCCCAAUGCCAGGUCAGCGAAUAUCGACACAACAGCUCCUAUUGCGGGUACUGGACCAGGAACGGCAGCUUCACGUGAGAAGACACAUGAGCAAGAACACGUGGAUAUGCAGGAUGAAGCUAAUCGGGAACGAAAAGGUGUCGACGACAUGACCCCACCCAUGAUUGUCCUUUCUUCCUCAUCGAUAAUUGUGAAUGUCAAUGAACAAACUCCUCUGGACCAACUUGUGGAUCGAGCUUUGGUGGGAGAUUUACUUUUACCUUCUUCUUCUCAAAUGCAAGUGGACGAUAAUAUCACAACUCCUAUUCAUUCUCCUAUUCCUGAACCUUCACAUCAAACCACGAAGCAUGAUCCAGCAGUAGUACCCAAUAUGGAGAAUAUUCCGAGCAUUCCAUCUCAUCAAUUUCCACCAGAAACAAUGACGUUCACAUUUGGAAUCGCCUCAUCUUCGAAGAAUACCCAAAUCGGUUUCCCAUCUUAUCCUAUCUCCACUCAACCUACUUUACCCUUACGAGACCAAAGAAGAUCAACAUCAAGUUCUCAUACUCCUCGAAAGAAAUUGAGAUCUAUGAAAGAUGAACUUGUUGAAAUUGAACUACGACGUCACUCUUCUUCUCAUAAACGAUUACAAUCUCCUUUUUCAUCAACUCCACAAAUCAAUAAUCGUCCCGAAUCUCCCUCCAUGACGAACAAGACAAUCCCCCAGAGAAGAAAUGAAGAAGAAGGAUUUGAACAUGAACAUGAGCAUGAUCAUGAACAAAUACUGUCAAAUACGAAUAUCCCAAUUCCCAUUCCUCCCGAAUCAUCAACUUCUUAUCUACCUGUUUUUGAAAAUAUAAGAAAAAGAAAAUCGAUAACACCUCAACCUGUCACACCGACCGAGAGAGUGGAAAAGUAUGUGAAAGGAAAGGAAAUAGUGGUGAGUAUGAAAGAAAUGUACAGGAAGAAAAUCUCAGAACUUAGUAAGAAAUAUGGUGUGAGACCAACGGGUUUAAUGGAGGUGAUUGAUAAAUUACCUAAAAGUCAAAUAGGUGGGAAAACUUAUUGGCAAGAUGUUGAAAGAGGUUUAGAGGUUUAUUUUAAGACAUGA